AUGUCGGCUCCGGUCGGGCCGCGGGGCCGCCCGGCUCCCACCCCGGCGGCCUCCCAGCCGCCGCCGCCUCUGCAGCCCGAGAUGCCCGACCUCAGCCACCUCACGGAGGAGGAGCGGAAGAUCAUCCUGGCCGUCAUGGACCGGCAGAAGAAGGAGGAGGAGAAGGAGCAGUCGGUGCUCAAAAAGCUUCAUCAGCAGUUCGAAAUGUAUAAGGAGCAGGUGAAGAAGAUGGGAGAAGAAUCGCAGCAGCAGCAGGAACAGAAGGGGGACGCUCCCACCUGUGGCAUCUGCCACAAAACCAAGUUCGCGGACGGAUGUGGCCAUAACUGUUCAUAUUGCCAAACCAAGUUCUGCGCGCGUUGCGGAGGCCGAGUGUCUUUACGCUCAAACAAGGUUAUGUGGGUAUGCAAUUUGUGCCGAAAACAGCAAGAGAUCCUCACUAAGUCAGGAGCCUGGUUCUAUAAUAGCGGACCUAACCCCCCGCAGCAGCCUGACCCGAAGGCUCUCCGAGGACUGCGGAACGAGGAGGCGCCUCAGGAGAAGAAGGCAAAACUGCAGCAGCAGGCCCAGUUCCACGGACCCUCAGGUGACUUAUCUGUACCUGCCGCGGAGAAAAGUCGAUCUCAUGGGCUCACCAGACAGGAUUCUAUUAAAAAUGGGUCAGGAGUGAAGCACCAAAUUGCCAGUGACGUAGCGUCAGACAGGAAAAGAAGCCCGUCCGUGUCCAGAGACCAGAACAGAAGGUACGACCCGCGGGAGGAGAGGGAGGAGCGCCCGCAGUAUGCGCCGGCGGACGGCGCCAUGCCCAGGUCUCCAUCCGAUCACGCCGACCGGCGGCCUCCGCGCGAGCCCCCGUUCUACGAAGCAUCGGAGCCCGUAAGCUACAGGGAGCCGGGCCGGAGGGGCCACCGGCAUGCCAGAGAGUACGACGACGAGGACGAGGACCUGGAGAGCAGAGGCGACUAUGAGCGGCAGAGGCGCGAGGAGGAGGAGUACCAGGCGCGCUACCGCAGCGACCCCAACCUGGCCCGUUACCCGGUCAAGCCGCAGCCCUACGAGGAGCAGAUGCGCAUCCACGCCGAGGUGUCUCGCGCGCGGCACGAGCGCAGGCACAGUGACGUGUCCCUGGCCAACGCCGAGCUGGAGGACGCCAGGACGGCCUCGCUGAGGAUGGAGAGGAUGGAGAGGAUGGAGAGGAUGGAGAGGACGGAGCGGCCGGCCAGGCAGAGGUCCGCGUCCGAGCGCAGAGCCGCCCUGGAGAGCCAGCGCUCCUAUUCCAUGGAGAGGACUCGAGAGGCGCAGGGGCCCGGCUCGGCGGCGUCGUCCUAUCCACCCAGGACCACAAACCACAGCCCCCCGACCCCCCGCAGGAGCCCGAUCCCCAUGGACCACCGGCAGGACCCGCGGCGCGCCGCCGCCGAGCCGCUGCGGAGGCAGCAGCAGCAGCAGCAGCAGCACCUGGACCCCAGCUCCGCCGGCGGCAGGAAGGCCAAGCGCGAGAAGAUGGAGACGAUGCUCAGGAACGACUCGCUCAGCUCCGACCAGUCCGAGUCCGUGCGGCCGCCCCCGCCCCGGCCCCACAAGUCCAAGAAGGGGGGCAAGAUGCGCCAGGUGUCCCUGAGCAGCUCCGAGGAGGAGCUGGCCUCCACGCCCGAGUACACCAGCUGCGACGACGUGGAGAUCGAGAGCGAGAGUGUAAGUGAGAAAGGAGACAUGGAUUACAACUGGCUGGACCAUACGUCUUGGCAUAGCAGUGAGGCCUCCCCAAUGUCUUUGCACCCUGUGACAUGGCAGCCAUCCAAAGAUGGAGAUCGCUUAAUUGGUCGUAUUUUAUUAAAUAAGCGCCUGAAAGAUGGCAGUGUGCCUCGAGAUUCAGGAGCAAUGCUUGGCUUGAAGGUUGUAGGAGGAAAGAUGACUGAAUCGGGUCGGCUCUGUGCAUUUAUUACCAAAGUGAAAAAAGGAAGCUUAGCUGAUACUGUAGGGCAUCUUAGGCCAGGUGAUGAAGUAUUAGAAUGGAAUGGAAGGCUGUUGCAAGGAGCCACUUUUGAAGAAGUCUACAACAUCAUCUUGGACUCCAAACCGGAGCCACAGGUGGAACUUGUCGUUUCCAGGCCAAUUGGAGAUAUCCCUAGAAUACCUGAUAGCACACAUGCACAACUGGAGUCCAGCUCUAGCUCAUUUGAAUCUCAAAAAAUGGAUCGUCCUUCUAUCUCCGUUACCUCUCCCAUGAGUCCUGGCAUGUUGCGAGAUGUUCCGCAGUUUUUAUCUGGACAACUUUCAAUAAAACUGUGGUUUGACAAGGUUGGUCACCAACUAAUAGUUACAAUUUUGGGAGCCAAGGAUCUCCCUUCCAGGGAAGAUGGGAGGCCAAGGAAUCCUUACGUGAAAAUUUACUUCCUUCCAGAUAGAAGUGAUAAAAACAAAAGAAGAACGAAAACUGUGAAGAAAACAUUGGAACCCAAAUGGAACCAAACAUUCAUUUAUUCUCCAGUCCACCGAAGAGAAUUUCGGGAACGAAUGCUGGAGAUUACCCUUUGGGAUCAAGCUCGAGUUCGAGAGGAAGAAAGUGAAUUCUUAGGAGAGAUUUUAAUUGAAUUAGAAACAGCAUUGUUAGAUGAUGAGCCACAUUGGUACAAACUUCAGACCCAUGAUGUCUCUUCCUUCCCACUUCCCCAUCCUUCUCCCUACAUGCCACGAAGACAGCUCCAUGGAGAGAGCCCAACACGGAGGUUGCAAAGAUCAAAGAGAAUAAGUGACAGUGAAAUCUCUGACUAUGACUGUGAUGAUGGAAUUGGUGUGGUGUCAGAUUAUCGACAUAAUGGCCGAGACCUUCAAAGCUCAACGUUAUCAGUGCCAGAACAAGUAAUGUCAUCCAACCAUUGUUCACCAUCAGGGUCUCCACACCGAGGAGAUGUUAUAGGAAGGACGAGGUCAUGGUCACCCAGUGUCCCUCCUCCACAAAGUCGGAAUGUGGAACAGGGACUUCGAGGGACACGCUCUACCACUGGCCAUUAUAACACAAUUAGCCGAAUGGAUAGACAUCGUGUCAUGGAUGACCAUUAUUCUCCAGACAGAGACAGGGAUUGCGAAGCAGCAGAUAGACAGCUCUAUCACAGAUCCAGAUCAACAGAACAGCGGCCCGUCCCCGAGCGGAUCCCCGCCCGCUCCAGAUCCACUGAGCGUCCCGACACAAACCUCAUGAGGUCGAUGCCUUCAUUAAUGACCGGAAGAUCUGCCCCUCCUUCACCUGCCUUAUCGAGGUCCCAUCCUCGGACUGGGUCUGUCCAGACCAGCCCGUCCAGCACUCCGGUGGCGGGUCGAAGGGGUCGGCAGCUGCCACAGCUUCCACCAAAGGGGACGCUGGAGAGAAAGGCCGGCGGCAAGAAGCUGCGGAGCACGGUGCAGCGGAGCACGGAGACGGGCCUGGCCGUGGAGAUGCGGAACUGGAUGACGCGCCAGGCGAGCCGGGAGUCCACGGACGGCAGCAUGAACAGCUACAGCUCCGAGGGCAAUCUGAUCUUCCCCGGUGUCCGCUUGACCUCCGACAGCCAGUUCAGCGAUUUUCUGGAUGGCCUUGGCCCUGCCCAGUUAGUGGGGCGCCAGACCCUGGCUACACCUGCAAUGGGUGACAUCCAGGUGGGGAUGAUGGACAAAAAGGGACAGUUGGAGGUGGAGAUCAUCCGGGCCCGUGGCCUUGUCGUCAAACCAGGUUCCAAGACACUGCCAGCACCAUACGUCAAGGUGUACCUCCUGGACAACGGAGUCUGCGUAGCCAAGAAGAAGACAAAAGUGGCCCGGAAAACGCUGGAGCCCCUGUACCAGCAGCUGCUAUCCUUCGAGGAAAGCCCCCAGGGAAAGGUCUUACAGAUCAUCGUGUGGGGGGACUACGGCCGCAUGGAUCACAAGUCUUUCAUGGGCGUGGCCCAGAUACUUCUAGACGAACUGGAGCUGUCCAACAUGGUGAUCGGAUGGUUCAAACUCUUCCCCACGUCCUCCCUCGUAGACCCGACCUUGGCCCCUCUGACGAGAAGAGCGUCCCAGUCAUCUCUGGAGAGUUCAACGGGACCUUCUUACUCUCGUUCCUAG
Molecule: messenger RNA, 4086 nt
Organism: Pipistrellus nathusii (Nathusius's pipistrelle)
Lineage: Eukaryota; Metazoa; Chordata; Mammalia; Chiroptera; Vespertilionidae
Source: the annotation of a GenBank genome assembly